Messenger RNA from Anisakis simplex (herring worm), 315 nucleotides. The record is from the annotation of a GenBank genome assembly. NCBI's taxonomy places the organism in Eukaryota, Metazoa, Nematoda, Chromadorea, Rhabditida, Anisakidae.
AAGUGUUCCUUAGCAGAUUGCAUCAAUCCGUACGUGAGGACAACAGCUCAUAUUGAUGAUGCUGAAAUUGGUUGGAGAGCCGUGAUCAGUGAGCUGUUUGGUGUGCAUGAGCACAACAGUAUCAGCACAACGAUGGUUGCGUUGUUCAUUCUGGCGCUAUCUGUAGCCGUGAGUGUCGUCUUGAUCGUUCUGCUCGCCUUCUAUUGCCUGAUGCAGUGCUGGCGACAACGCUCACGAUCUGCCACCGACAAGUGCCUUCCGAAAUAUUGCGGUAAGUCGUCAUCGCAAGUGAAUUACCCUUUACGGCAAUUAUAG